Molecule: messenger RNA, 385 nt
Organism: Geodia barretti
Lineage: Eukaryota; Metazoa; Porifera; Demospongiae; Tetractinellida; Geodiidae
Source: the annotation of a GenBank genome assembly
AUGGCGUCAUCGUGGAUGGUGGAGAGCAUGCACACUGGCCUUUUGUCCAUCCAUUUAAGUGCCAUCAUGGUCUCGUCAAUCAGGGCUGAUGUAGUGUCGCCCUUGGCCAGUGUGGCUUGCUGCGGGGAGUCCACGGCGGUUGACACGGACAGUCCCACACGCUCCAAAUCCCAGAUCACGAGUUCGAGCACUACAGCGUGGGUGUAGCCAUUCCCCCCCAAGUCGAGUGACUCAUCCUUUCCUGUGAAGAAAUUCAUGAUGAGGGAGAAACGGUCUCGACUCAGGACCUGUUUUGGUGGAAUUAGUGAAACUAUGUAGUCCUCUGUAUGGUAGUAUAAUCAUGUAUGUUGUGUACAAAAUGUUUUUUUAUAGUAUGUGGAGUGUG